AAAAUUUCGGUAGAGCGGAUGACAGUUACCAGUGAUUGAUAAAGUCAAUAAUUAAAAUCAAAUUUCUGUCAAUGGAUAAUAAGUGAAUUUAUUCAUGGAAUCUAAAUUUUUGUAGAAUGAGACGAUUUCCAUUGUUCAUUUAAUAAAAGAAUUAUAGAAGUAAAUAAGAAACAUACGAACAUUAAAGCUAUAUAAUUUUUUAAAUAAAAAUAAUGAAAGAUAUGGAAAUAAGAAAAAAUUUAGAUACAUCGCAUUUGAAUAACGAUCAAAUUCCAUUGGAUCUAAGUCAAAGAAUCAUUUCCAUCGAACAAGAUAAUUAUUCAGUUCAUUUGGAAACAAACAAUGGAAAUAAAUCUAACAACAAAGAAGUUGAUUUUACUUUAGCUUAUGUUGAUACCAGUAAUCAUAAUCAUAUACAAAAAAGAGAAAUAUUUGAACGAAGUCUGAUAGAUCAAGGAUUACAUUUAGAAUAUGAACAAAACCGUCAAUUGUGUUUCAUUAAAAUUUAUGCCCCAGAAGAAGUUCUAUGUAGAUACUGUGAAAUUAUGAAACUUCGAAUGCCAAUUAAGUCAGUGGGUAAUGAAGAUAUUAUAGAAGAAACAAAUAUAUUUGAUGAUGCAAGAUCAUGGCUUAUUAAAUUGUGCAGUUUUGCACAACUUGAUUCUUCUAAAUUUCCACCCACAGAGUUUAAAUUAGCAGCUGAAUAUUCCAGAGAUAAAGAUUACUUAUUUGAUACCAAGGACAAGAAUUUUUUUACUACACAUAUUCGUGUGAUGAUUGUAAAUUUUAUUUUGGAAAGACAGUGUGAAGGUAUUCAGCGUUUGUUAGCUGCUGGAGUUUAUACUGCUGCAUAUCCUUUGCAUGAUGGUACUAUCAAACAAAAAGGAACUACUAGAAAUUUACUUUUUGAAGAAUGGGCUUCAACAAAAAAAUGGAUAAAAUUGCAGCCAUUGGAUACAAUACGAGAAUAUUUUGGUGUUACUUUCGCCAUGUAUUUUGCAUGGCUAGGAUUUUAUACUUAUAUGCUUAUUCCAGCAAGUAUCGUUGGUCUUUUAUGUUUUUUUUAUGGUCUGAUAACUAUAAAUUCAAAUCAAUUAGCUGAAGAUGCAUGUAGUACUUGGGCCAAAGAUACUAUUAUGUGUCCCCAAUGUGAUAAGACCUGUGAUUUUUGGAGAUUAAGUGAAACUUGUUUAUUAACACGUGUAACGUAUUUAUUUGACAAUCCUGCUAUGAUCUUUUUUGCAGUUUUUAUGUCAGUGUGGUCUAUGCUUUAUAUUGAGUUAUGGAAACGAAGAGCAGCAGUAUUAAGCUAUCAUUGGGGAUUAGUUGGAUGGGAUAGAACAACAGAUUAUUCACGACCGCAAUAUUUGUCCACUCUUGCUAAAACGAAAAUAUUUAAAGUUAAAGAAAAAAUAAAUCCUAUUACAAAAGAAAAACAACCUCAUAUAAGUUUUUGGAAAGUACGAGUACCAGUGACAUUUUUUAGUUUUACCGUUGUCUUAUUAUUGACUGCUUUAGCACUUGCAGCGGUAUUUGCUGUUGUUUUAUAUCGAAUGGCAAGUAUUACUUCAACGUCACUAUUUGGACGGGAAGUCGAUUCAUUGAGUUAUAGAACAUUUGCGAUACCAGCAAUCGCAGCUGGAAUCAAUUUGGCUUGUAUUUUGGUACUUAAUUAUAUUUAUGAUUGGUUAGCUGUAUAUUUAACAGAAUUGGAAUUAUUAAGAACUCAAACAGAAUUUGAUGAUAGUUUAACUCUGAAAAUUUAUUUAUUCCAAUUUAUUAACUAUUACGCCUCGAUAUUUUACGUCGCCUUUUUGAAAGGUAAAUUUGUUGGAUAUCCUAAGAAAUACAAUAAAAUUCUCGGCUUUAGGCAAGAAGAAUGUUCACCUGGUGGAUGUUUAAUGGAACUCUCCAUUCAGCUAACUAUCAUUAUGGUUGGAAAACAAGCUGUGUAUACAGUGAUAGAAAUGAUUUUACCAAUUUUAUACAAGUAUUGGGCAUUAUUUCGUAUUCAUACCGGUCUUAAGCAGAAGGACCCUAUAGUUCCUCGUAGUCAAUGGAUACGUGAUUUAAAGCUUCUUGAUUGGAGUGCUAGAGGAUUGUAUGAUGAAUAUUUAGAAAUGGUCAUUCAGUUUGGAUUUAUAACACUUUUUGUGGUAGCCUUUCCAUUGGCUCCAUUAUUUGCUUUAGUAAACAAUGUAUUUGAAAUGCGUUUAGAUGCUGCAAAAUUUUUACGACACUACCGUAGACCUGUUCCGCGUCGGGCUCGUGAUAUUGGCAUUUGGGGACGUAUUCUUGAUACAUUAGCUCGUAUAUCAGUCAUGACAAAUGGGUUCAUAAUAGCAUUUUCUUCAACAUUUAUUCCUCGAUUAGUGUAUAUGAUUAAAGUUAACUCGGACAAAACAGAUAUUGGUUUUUUGAAUCAUAGUCUUGCCAUUUUUGAUACUAAAGAUUUUGCUAAUGGGACAGCACCUUUGUAUAGUUCCUUCAAUAAUAUAACUAUGUGUCGAUAUGCAGAAUAUCGAAAUCCACCUAAUCAUAUUGAACUACCAUAUAAAAGACCAACUAUAUAUUGGCAUAUUCUUGCUGCUCGACUAGCUUUUGUCGUAGUUUUUCAGAAUGUGGUUGGUGUCGUAACAAUGGCUGUGCAGUGGUGUCUAACUGGUAUACCACGAAAACUCGAAGCUCAAAUUAAACGAGAAGCCUUCUUAAUAGAAGACCUAACGAUAAAGCGCGAAUCCGAAAGAGUUAAUAGUAGGAUAUAUUUUAAUGAUCAACCAUUCAAUAGGAAUGAUGAUAAUUUGAGAAAUAGAAAAAUUUGUAUAGAUGACUCUGAUAACAAUGAUUUGUGAACUUUUAUAAGUUGUACCUUUUAA
This is a messenger RNA of Ceratosolen solmsi marchali, 2876 nucleotides long. Its product is annotated as anoctamin-3-like. The coding region runs from base 213 to 2852 and encodes 879 amino acids. Gene Ontology annotation, biological process: chloride transmembrane transport. The transcript has 13 exons. The record is from RefSeq and is a predicted model, not a curated record. Gene Ontology annotation, cellular component: plasma membrane. Gene Ontology annotation, molecular function: protein dimerization activity; chloride channel activity. Lineage: Eukaryota; Metazoa; Arthropoda; Insecta; Hymenoptera; Agaonidae.